Arabidopsis lyrata subsp. lyrata is the source of this 742-nucleotide messenger RNA. RefSeq names its product DNA topoisomerase 2-like. The transcript has 2 exons. The coding region runs from base 233 to 727 and encodes 164 amino acids. The record is from RefSeq and is a predicted model, not a curated record. Gene Ontology annotation, cellular component: nucleus. NCBI's taxonomy places the organism in Eukaryota, Viridiplantae, Streptophyta, Magnoliopsida, Brassicales, Brassicaceae. Gene Ontology annotation, biological process: resolution of meiotic recombination intermediates; sister chromatid segregation.
UAUAUGAUUAAUGGGCCCAUAGAUAAGUUUCGUCUAAAAACGGCGUCGUAGUCGGAAAAGAUUAGACCCUCGGACUGACCUAGAUGGAUCAGAAGUUCUUUAACCGUUUCGUUAAGGGAACGAAGAAGCCGAAAACUUUCUCUGCGCUCUUCUUCUUCUUCUUCUUCUUCCCCAAAAAAAAACCCUAAUUUCUAGAUCCAUCUCUAAGAAACUCUCGUCGUUCCUCUUAAACAUGGCUUCGAAGCUCCCGUUGCAAAACAUCGACAACGCCAAUGUUGCGAAGGCUCCGGCAUCAUCGCUAGCUUCCGCUGGGAAUACAAUUGAGCAUAUCCUACUUUGUCCUGAUUCUUAUAUAGGAUCGAUUGAGAAACAUACCCAAACGCUUUGGGUUUAUGAGAAGGAAGAGAUGGUUUGUCGUUCUGUUACUUAUGUUCCUGGAUUGUAUAAGAUCUUUGAUGAGAUCCUUGUGAAUGCUGCUGAUAAUAAACGGAGAGAUCCGUCUAUGGAUUCUGUCAAAGUUGUGAUCGAUGUUGAGAAGAAUCAGAUUAGUGUGUGUAACAGUGGUGAUGGAGUUCCUCUUGAAGAAGGUGUUUAUGUGCCUGGGAUUUUUUUUGGUCCUUGGUUGAGUAGGAAUUACAAUCAUCCUAUAUCCAGAGCAAAUCAUUUGAGACAGAAAAUCGGUCUAGGAUUCGGAUGGAAUACCCUUAUUUUAUGUAUUUUCGUUUAGGUAUUUAAUUUUUUA